AUGUCGACUGACGAGUACUUUGCAUUUCCUCAUUUAAAUUGCGCAGGUAUCACAGGUAGUUAUUGGAACUCAGAUGCAUUACUUGUUGUAUCACGUACCUAUGUUAUAAAUGGUAUAUAUAUUAAAAAUGAUGUUCUGUAUAUUGCCGAUAGCAGUGGUGUUAUUUUAAAAACUACAUCACCGUUAAAUUCUACAUCACCAUAUGCAACUACAUCGGUUGUAUCGACAGGUCUCGUUAGUCCGAAUGCACCCAUAAUUGAUUCACAAGGGUAUAUGUAUAUACCUGAUUUUGGUAAUUUUCGUGUCUUCAAAUAUUUUAAUGCAACAUACUAUGGUGUUAUAGCGGGCAUCACAGGCGUAUCUGGUGCGUCGCUAAAUCAACUCAAUUCUGCAUAUGCACUUGCAUUUGAUUCAACGGAAAGUAAUAUUUUUGUAUCAGAUAAUUGGAAUAGUAGAGUUUUAAUAUUUUCUGUCAAUUCAACAAUGGGUACAAAUGGAACAUUAAUAGCGGGUGGCAAUGGCAGUGGUUAUUCCACAAAUCAAUUAUAUGUUCCACUCAGCCUCGCAUAUGAUUCCGUAUCUAACUUUCUUUAUACCUGUAAUCCAUAUGGUCACACAGUUUCACAAUGGGUACCUGGAGCUUCAAAUGGUACAUUUAUUAUUGGUACUUCUAAUAUAGCCGGUUCAACACCAACGACACUUAAUACUCCGCAAAGCUUAAUUAUGGAUCAAUAUCAAAAUUUGUAUGUUACCGAUGAAGCUAAUAGCCGUAUAAUGAUGUAUUGCGCCGGUUUUUAUGCCAAUGGCGGUAUACAAAUACUUACCUUUUCGUAUCAUCCAAAGUUUAUAGCACUUGACUCCUCAAUGAAUAUUUAUCUAAUCGAGGAGUAUGGUACUCAAGUUUUUAAGCACGCAAAAUUAUAA
This is a messenger RNA of Didymodactylos carnosus, 924 nucleotides long. The record is from the annotation of a GenBank genome assembly. Lineage: Eukaryota; Metazoa; Rotifera; Eurotatoria; Philodinida; Philodinidae.